AUGGGCGACUCCGGCGGACCCCACCACCACCGCCCUUCGCCGCCGCCGCUGUCGGACGCCGGCAAGCGACGGCGCCUCCCCAACGUCCGCCUCGCCGGCUCCGUCCCGCUCCCUUCCCACCUGCCCCACCCGCGCCGCGUCCCCAUCGUCCCCGCCACCAGGUCCCGCAAACCCCUCCACCUUCAGCACAACAGCAACCACCAUGACCACCCCUCCGCGGAGCCACCCCAAACCCUCCUAAAACCCUUCGCCGACAGCAGCGACGAAGUCGUCCUGGCCGCCGCCUUCCCCCGCAAGGCCAGGAGGGCCCCAAAGUCCACGGCAGCGGAGGCAAACGGAGGGGCGGAGGAUUCGGAGACGGGGACGGAGAUGGAGGAGCAGGAGGAAGCGGGGGAGGAAGUGGUGGACGUGCCGAGCUGGCUGUGGGGGAUGGGGAUGGGGCGCUACGCGGCGGCGUUCGAGGCGCACGAGGUGGAUGCUGAGGUGCUCCCCUGGCUCACUAUGGACGACCUCCGGGACAUGGGCAUUGGUGCCGUCGGAGCACGCCGCAAGCUCUUCUGUGCCAUCCAGAGGCUCACUUCGCAGCCGCCGCCACGGAGGUGA
Molecule: messenger RNA, 603 nt
Organism: Miscanthus lutarioriparius
Lineage: Eukaryota; Viridiplantae; Streptophyta; Magnoliopsida; Poales; Poaceae
Source: the annotation of a GenBank genome assembly